Fusarium redolens is the source of this 293-nucleotide messenger RNA. RefSeq lists its product as uncharacterized. The coding region runs from base 46 to 228 and encodes 60 amino acids. The transcript has 2 exons. Lineage: Eukaryota; Fungi; Ascomycota; Sordariomycetes; Hypocreales; Nectriaceae. The record is from RefSeq and is a predicted model, not a curated record.
CAAGUCGUUCGUUUCGCAAACUCACCUCAAGUCUCUCAUUUCACCAUGAAGUUCUUCGCUGUUACUAUUCUCGCCAUGGUCUCAGGCACCUUGGCAAUGCCCGUUGCAGGUCCCAAUGGCCGAACCAUCAACUACGAAGGGUUGAAGGGCCCUACGAACACGAACCCUCAGCCUUAUAAACCUGACCGUCCUUGCUUGCCUAGUCACCAAUGCCGUGGAAAGAACUAAGAUCGCAGCACUGCAUUUCGAACCAAUGAUCCGAUGGAAACACCUGCAUCUGGACCUGCUUAGAC